Messenger RNA from Macrosiphum euphorbiae (potato aphid), 2091 nucleotides. Lineage: Eukaryota; Metazoa; Arthropoda; Insecta; Hemiptera; Aphididae. The record is from the annotation of a GenBank genome assembly.
AUGAAAGAUAAUGUUAUACAUAUUGAUGCCGUUUUGGGAGAUAAGGCUGAACUACCAUGUCAUGUUCAAACUACCAACAGUACAACAGAAUCGCCAAUUUUAAUUAUUUGGUAUAGAGGACAAGAUUAUCCGAUCUAUAGCAUUGAUCAACGAGAGCACACGACGAGCCAACAUUGGUCGGGUCUUUCUAUGAAAGAAAGAAUCUAUUACACGGAAAACAAAGGAUACGCUGUUCUAAUAAUUGAGGACAUCCGUACAUCUGAUGGGGGUCAGUACAGGUGCCGAGAAGAUUUUAAGUAUUCACCGACUCGCAACAAUUUUAUUUUACUCGAUAUUAUAGUACCACCGAGCAGACUGGAAAUCUUAGACAACGAGAAAAACGUCGUUUGGAAUUCCACAUUGCCACCCGUCAUGGAAAACGAGCCGUUGGAAAUCACGUGUAAAGCGUACGACGGAAAUCCUUUACCACGCCUAACGUGGAAUAUCCGAGGAGAAAAUAAUUUAGACAGUACAAUAUACGGCAUUGAGAUAGACGACAAUACAGUGGCCAAUGUAUUACGAAUUGAUCACGUUCAUCGAGAAAAUCUCGGUAGAAAACUCAUUUGCGAAGCGUCCAACAUGAAAAACACCAUUCAAAUAUCGACGUCGGUUACUAUGAAUGUUUAUCUGAAACCAUUAAGCGUUUCCAUCACAGGAGCCGAACACCCUUUUCUCUCAGGAGAGCCAAGUAAUCUCGAUUGCAUUUCAUAUGGUUCAAGGCCAGCAGCUAACAUAACAUGGUACCACAAUGGACGGGUCAUCGAGUACGAAACAAAAAGGAUAAAGGUGGUUGGAAAUAAUAAUAUGACAUGGAGCACUUUAAAAUUAGUACCCUCUGAUGACGAUAAUCAAAGUGUUAUAAGCUGUGUUGCAAGCAACAUAUAUUUUCCAGCUGACUCAAAAGAACAACAAAUAAUACUUAACGUUCACUAUCCUCCGAGGCUAAAAAUAUGUUUGGGCAGGAACCUAAAUGUUUCCAACAUUAAAGAAGGAUCGGAUGUGUACUUCGAAUGCACCAUCAAUGCUUCGCCGUCCAUUACCAGACUUGAUUGGGAUCACAAUGGAUCAAAUGUCGGACAGCAUGAAAGCCGGAGGACAAUUGUGAGCAAUCAAACGUUAGUUUUGCAAUCAAUUACACGCAAAGGUUCUGGAAGUUACCGGUGCAUAGCCUCAAAUGCCAGAGGAAAAUCGAUAAGCGAUGCCUAUAACCUUGACGUUAAAUACGAACCAUCUUGUAAAACCGAUCAACAACGCGUAUACGGAGCGCACAAAGGAGAAACUGCGUGGGUCAAGUGUGACGUCAACAGCAAUCCUAUACCUACUUCGUUCCGUUGGGCUUUCAACAACUCCGUAUCCGGUUUGAUGAACGUUGCUAAUUCUGACAAAAGCAUGGCCACCAUUAAGUUCAAAGUAUUGGACUUUGGUACACUCCUGUGCUGGGCAACCAACUCUUUGGCAACCCAAUCGCAACCGUGUGUUUAUCACAUUGUACCAGCGGGUAGACCAGAUCCACCUAGAAACUGUUUGCCAGUGAACGUGACGAGUACUCGGUUUGCAAUUCGGUGCGAGCCCGGAUACGGUGGUGGACUUCCGCAGCAUUUUGCGUGCACAUUGGCCACAAUCGACCGACCGGAUGUGGUCGAAGCCAGUUACGUUGGCCAAACCGGUCAUAUGGUUGUCAAAAUUACCGGGUUGCGACCGUCCACCCGAUACGUGGCCACAGUGUACGCAAGCAACGCCAAAGGCUCAAGUGUCGGCCAAGUACGCGUUUACGUCGAAACAGCUCCUAAUCCCAAGGACCCGCGAGUAGCUGGAGACUCGACCAGCACUGCUACACGGUUCUCGGAAGCUGCACACAUAGGUAUGCUACUGCUUGGAUGCUGCUUUGUGGGAGUAUGUGCAAUGGCGGUGGUGUACGCCAAACGGUUGGCGGCCAACGUCCGCGGACGAUCAGUAUUCCGGGAACGGCAAACUGUCAGGAUUCAAAACGGCGAAGAAAUUCGAUUUACAGGGUCCAAGGGUGUCGACGAACGUCCAGUUGUCACAAGUUAG